AUGGGUGAGAUGCUGAAUUGCGUGAGUAUUGUUUCACUGCAGAUAGUUAAAGCUCUGCUGCAAACAGAGUGCAAAUGUCACAGCGUGUCCGGUUCUUGGACCAUGAUUACCUGCUGGCGAACCUUGCCCAGUUUUCGUCAGAUCGGUGAUGCACUUAUGAAAAAGUAUUACAGAGCCAGAUCCGUAAUAGCGAUUACCCAACCACCACCCCCUACGAUGCAAAGUAUAGAUACGUUGCAUUCAACGUUGACUGAAAUAGUGCCGAUCUUGGGGAACGACGCGAAAACUCAGGGGAAACCAAACGACGUUGGAAAGACUCGACACGACCGAAAAACCGCAAAGAAAACGACGAAACCAAGGAGGCUACAUUUGGUAUUCAAGAGGACAAAGUUGCGCGGGGGUUGUGGGACAAAAAAGUUUCCAAAGAGAAGCGACCAUAUAUUUUUACAACCCUCGCCUGAUUACUGUGAACCAGAUUUAGCGCAAGAUAGUCUAGGAAUCCAAGGUAGAUAUUGCGAUCGUACUAGCACAGGUAUGGACGGAUGCGAUCUAAUGUGCUGUGGUCACGGCUACAAUACGCAUCAAUUCACGAGAAUGUGGCAAUGCAAAUGCAAAUUUCUCUGAUGCUGCCGCGUGCAUUGUGAAACGCGAACAGAGCGUACCGAAGAGUACAAAUGCAAAUAA
Messenger RNA from Bombus pascuorum, 684 nucleotides. RefSeq names its product protein Wnt-7b-like. Gene Ontology annotation, biological process: multicellular organism development; neuron differentiation; canonical Wnt signaling pathway. The record is from RefSeq and is a predicted model, not a curated record. Gene Ontology annotation, molecular function: frizzled binding; cytokine activity. Gene Ontology annotation, cellular component: extracellular region. Lineage: Eukaryota; Metazoa; Arthropoda; Insecta; Hymenoptera; Apidae.